UCAAUGGUCUGUCAUUGUUACCUGUCAAGUGGUAAUAUCAAAACGGCAUCUCAUUCCGGUUUGUUUUUGUUGUAAAUAUUUUAAAUAAAUCACAUAAAAAAUCUUCAAAAAUGAGUCCUAGUCACUAUUGGAAGUUUAUCGAUGAAGUAGAUUUAUCGGGAUAUAGUUUAAUAGUCCCCAGUGUAGCCGUGGGUAACGUUGGUCAACUUGCAUGUGACUUGCUUAUUUCGUCUUUGAAGAUGAAGAAAAUCGCUACAGUGUACAGUCCAGCGCUCAUACCAGUUCUAGGAUAUGAUCCGUAUGAUUUAAAAUCGAAGAGUUUGUCAAGUUCUUGUGAAGUGUACAUCUGUGUUUCAAGUAAAAUUAUUGUCCUACAAAUAAGGGCACCUUUGGUUUACAAAUUUGCACAAUCAUUUCUUGAAAAUAUAGUAGAAACGUUUACAGAAAAAAAUGUUAAGAAUGUUUUACUUUUGACUAGUAGUUACGCCCAUGAGAAAAAACAUAUAAGCACUUCACCAUUUCGCUACAUCUGCACAGAAUCAACUUCCUUUGACAAUGAAGUAAACGAAUUAAAAUGGACUAAACAUGAACAAGACGAAGGAAGACUGAAGAUUUUUGGUGGUGGUUUUGCAUCAAUGCUUUUUGAAAUAUGCAAAGAAAAAUCAUUCCCAUGUUUUAUACUUUAUAAAUUCUGUUCCGAAGGUGAUAAUAGCCCAGAUGCAUAUGAUAUGAUUUAUCAUUUAAAUAAAAUAUUACCAAUAUUUAGUCAAGACAAAGAUUUCUUCACACAGUUGACACCACCUGUUUCAUGGAAACUCUUAUUUGGUAGACCGCCACCUAAAGAUAUUUAUUAAUAAAAUUGUUCUUUAACUUUU
This is a messenger RNA of Papilio polytes (common Mormon), 875 nucleotides long. RefSeq names its product proteasome assembly chaperone 2. Lineage: Eukaryota; Metazoa; Arthropoda; Insecta; Lepidoptera; Papilionidae. Gene Ontology annotation, cellular component: nucleus; cytosol. Bases 111 to 854 code for a protein of 247 amino acids. The record is from RefSeq and is a predicted model, not a curated record. The transcript has a single exon. Gene Ontology annotation, biological process: proteasome assembly.